This is a messenger RNA of Lactuca saligna, 795 nucleotides long. The record is from the annotation of a GenBank genome assembly. Lineage: Eukaryota; Viridiplantae; Streptophyta; Magnoliopsida; Asterales; Asteraceae.
AUGGAAUACCCCCACAAUGCUGUCCUCCUCCUCUGUUCCUCCCACAACAACGGUUGCCGCCCAUACAUGUGUGGCACCAGCUCCCGCUACUCCAACUGUCUCGACCAGUACAAAGCCCACCACCACCCUCCUCCGCCCCCAGCAACGGGUGGUGGUGGUGGUGGUGGUGGUGGUUUGCCACCACCACCGGUUGAGAAAAUCAAAGAAGGGACGGAGCUCGCCUGCCCGCUGUGUCGCGGGCAGGUGAAAGGGUGGACAGUGGUGGAGUCUGCUCGUGAGUAUCUUAAUUUAAAGAAAAGAAGUUGUAUGCAUGAUGAGUGUAGUUUUGUUGGGGUGUAUAAGGAGUUAAAGAAACACGUGAGAGAGGUGCACCCAUCGGCUAAGCCACGUGAAGUGGACCCUGACCAGGAGCAGAAAUGGCGGCGGCUCGAGCAGGAACGUGAGCGCGAGGAUGUGAUUAGCACCGUCACCUCUUCAAUGCCUGGUUCCGUGGUAUUCGGUGAUUACGUCAUUGAACGGAAUCCAUACGGUUUGGAUUCCGAUGAUGAUGAUGGUUUAGGGAAUGUCGGAAUCAAUAAUAAUUUCAUGAAUAUGCUUCUUUUGUUUCAUGCAUUUGGUCAUGGUGGAGACACAAGAGUACUUGAUAAUGAUGAUGAUGAUGAUGAAGAUGAUGAUGAUGAUGGUGGUGGUGGUGAUGGGAUGUCGUUGGUGAGCCGCCUGAGGCAGCAAGGUAGGGUUAUUUUGGGAAGAUCAGGGAGGAGGAGGAGGAGGAGGAGAUUGGGUGGUGAAAGAUAG